This is a messenger RNA of Procambarus clarkii (red swamp crayfish), 2806 nucleotides long. RefSeq names its product histone deacetylase 8. The record is from RefSeq and is a predicted model, not a curated record. Gene Ontology annotation, biological process: negative regulation of transcription by RNA polymerase II. Gene Ontology annotation, cellular component: nucleus. Gene Ontology annotation, molecular function: histone deacetylase activity. NCBI's taxonomy places the organism in Eukaryota, Metazoa, Arthropoda, Malacostraca, Decapoda, Cambaridae.
CCGCCGCCCCACGCCACCUCUCCUUCCCUCCCUCUCCUACCCCUCCCAUCAUCCCCCCCUUCCCAUGCCCUCAUCCCCCUCCCACCGGCCAGCACAACCAACCACUACCGUCCCGCGCACCCCCCACCACCACCACCCAUCCCAUACCACAGUAUCUCCCUUCCCUUCUCCCCGCCCCUCCCCCACCAUCAUCCCAGCACCGUCCCACCCGUCCCACAUAAGCCACUCCAUCCAGAGGCCAUCAACCAAUCCCCUUCUCAUACCCCCAACCCCCCCAUCAAUUCCCGCUCCCCCCCACAAAAGCUCUCAUUAGCCACUCUCCCACCAAAGCCAACAGCUCCUUCAAAUAAUUCCACCACGCCAACUACUUGCAACUUUUCUUUCAUAUUACAAUUCCUUAAUGGUUUCCGCUGAAAAACAAUACACUAUUUAAAUAUGUAUAUACAUUUUUAUAUAUUAUGUAGUUUCGAUAACUGAUACAAUAGACCAAAUUAAUAUAUAUACUCUAUACAAAUGAUUACCAAAGUAUAUAUAUCUUAAUACCUAUGGUAUCACACCUAUGUACAGAAUAAAACUAUUAGAAUGUUGCAUUAUAAUUCCGUUCACGUAUAAUGGUAAUUAAUCCCAACUGAUCCUGCUUCCGCUGGGGGGGAGGCAAGCUGGUAGUGCGCAUGCGCGCCCGCACGCGGGAAAGGUUCAUCGUAGACACAAUGACCACUAAAGAUAUCCCCAAAGUUGCCUAUAUUACUGACUCGAAACUAAUAUGCUGCUGUGAUGCAAUACCAGUUUUAAAACGCCGGGCAAGUUUAACUCAUCAUCUCAUUGCUGCCUAUGGACUGGUUGGUAAAAUGAAUGUUAUUCCGUCUCAACCAGCUACCGAAGAUGAUGUUAGGGGCUUUCAUUCAGAAGAUUAUGUAAAAUUCCUUGAAGUGGCAAAACCUGAUGGUCAAGAAUUGAACGAGGAUGAAUUUGGAUUAGGAUUUGACUGUCCAAUACUCAACAACUUGUGGACAAUAGUCUGUCAGGUGGCUGGUGCAUCUUUGACCGCUGCUCUUGCUCUUACAUCGUCCACAGCACAAAUUGCCAUUAACUGGUGCGGUGGAUGGCAUCAUGCUCAGAGAGAUUCUGCCUCUGGAUUUUGCUAUGUAAAUGACAUUGUUCUAGCUGUGCGACAUCUGCGCACAAAGUUUGACAAGAUCUUGUACAUUGAUUUGGACAUUCAUCACGGAGAUGGUGUGGAGAAUGCUUUUCUGUUCAGUCCCAAGGUGGUUACUCUGUCAUUUCAUCAGUUAGAGACCGGUUUCUUCCCUGGCACCGGUGAGCAAAAAGAUGUCGGCCUCGGGAAAGGCAGAUAUUACAGCUUUAAUGUCCCUUACAAAGCUGGGAUAAACAAUAAACAGUUUGUGUACUUAUUUGAGAGUAUUCUAUACAACUUGUGUGAAGUAUAUAUGCCAAAUGCUGUGGUUUGCCAGUGUGGGGCUGAUGCUGUCAGUGGUGACCCUCUUGGAGGAGGCAAUUUAACCCCAGAAGCUUUCAAAUCCUGUGUACGUCAUAUCUUGAACCUCCACAAGCCCACUCUCUUUCUUGGAGGAGGAGGUUACGACAAUAUAAACACAGCCAAACUGUGGACAGUUAUCACAUCUACCAUUCUUGAUACUCCCCUUAGUGCUGAGAUUCCUGAGCAUCAGUUCUUUCCGCUGUAUGGCCCAAGCUUUGAGUUGGAAGUAACAGCAGGACUUCGGAAAAGUGAAAAUACUCAGAAGUCUCUAGAUGAAACUGUUUGGGCUGCUCAUGAAAAUAUAAAAAAAUUAGCUGAGCUACUAGGAAAGAAGGCUUCAUAGUUGUUAAAUAAUAUUUAUGUGCUGUAUUAAUAUAUUAUUUUAAUGAAUUUGAAUAUAUGGAGAUUCAUUUUCUUGUUUUAGGUACAGUGAUUAAUCAGUAUGUAAAUAUAUAGUUUUUGCUGUGAUAUAAUGUUAGUUUCUUUAGAUUUAUUUUUAAAUACUUUUUCACCUAUUUUAAAGGGCAGUUUCCACCAAAAUGGUCUGCUUUGAAUACUUUGUGUAACUCUGCAAAACCUAGCUAUUUAUGAACAUUUUAAGCAUGAAAGAAAUUUACAAAUUCUUUGUAUUUUUUAUUUAAAUGUUUUCUGCUGUAAGUAUUUAAAAUAUUGACAGUACAGGAUAGUUACCAGGUAUUAUUUUAUUAUUUUUAUUGAUAUGAAAACUUAAAACAUAAUCAGAAUACAGUAAUUAAAUAAAAGGUAAGCCAAAUUAUUUUAAUUGGCAGUAAUAUUACACCCAGAAAUCACAAUAACGUGAUGCAUCAAAUGAACAAAUCCACAAGGGCUGUGACGAGGAUUCGAACCUGCGUCCGGGAGCAUCCCAGACGCUGCCUUAAUCGACUGAAUCGAUUAAUUGAUUAAGGAAUCGAAUCGACCUCAGUCGAUUAAGGCAGCGUUUGGGAUGCUCCCGGACGCAGGUUCGAAUCUUUGUCACGGCCCUUGUGGAUUUGUUCACUUUGCAGUAAUAUUGUUCAGCAUUUUAUGGGACCAUGUUCUUUAUGGGAAUAUUUAAAUUUCAAAACAACAUUUUGUGUUUAAGUCAUUGCACAAGUGUUAGUUUUUGUUUGAUCUUUAUACAAAUUUUCUCAAAAUGCAUGGUUUAAAUUAAUAGUAAAAGGUGAGAGAUUUUUAGUAAUUAAAAAAAAUUGUGAAAAUGACUUAAAAAGGUCACCAAACUUUGUUUUAUUAGAUCGAUUGUCUUGAUUUUUUUUUAUUGUAUGUUGAAAAUAAACAUUUAUUUAUUUA